Meloidogyne enterolobii is the source of this 774-nucleotide messenger RNA. The record is from the annotation of a GenBank genome assembly. NCBI's taxonomy places the organism in Eukaryota, Metazoa, Nematoda, Chromadorea, Rhabditida, Meloidogynidae.
AUGGAUAAAAGAUUCUUGCUCCGUGGAGAACUUCAUGAUAUAGAGAUCGCGCUUAUCCUUCGUCUGGGCUUCUUCGUUACAAGCUUCUUGGUGCUAAUUUCUGGCUGCUUCAAAGUUAUGGUCUACCACAUGGAUGCUUAUACAAUCUACCAAACGCCUCCAUACAUCCACUACUUAAUACCAAUCUCAAUCUUCAUUGGCCUUCUUCUAAUUACUUCAAUCAUCCAUUGCUACUACAACCACUUGAAGAAGAGAAACCGACGGAUGAUUGAGGAACGCAAAGGAGAGGAUCGAAGGGAGGCUCGCCGCCAGGAUGCUUAUGCACGAGCUGCUAGGACUAUGGCAAGAAUGAAGAUGGAAAAGAUGAACAAAUACUAUGGACAAUCUUCAUCUCAAAACAACAAUUCUUCGAAUAUGAACAAAAAUUCUCAAUAUAAUUCGGAUCUUUUGAGCCUCGAAAGGGACAGCGAUUUGUUGGAGGAUGAUGAUAAUACUGCUAUUGAGAUCUUGAAGACGGGUGGAAGUUUGGCUGGAACAGAGGAACCAAAUGAAGGAUGGGCUGAGGAAGUGAGUCGAAAAAUGAAUUUUAAACUGAAAUUUUUUGUUUACUUUUUAAGACUGAUCAGCAGAAGAAGAAGAGUGUUGUUCACGAACCGGCGGGAAUUAACUGGAAGGCGGCAGAAGAAGCAAAGAAGAAGAAGAAAAUUAAGAAGAGUGAGAAGAAGAAAAGAUUUGGAUAGGAUAUUUCACCAAAAUAAAUAAAAAAUAGGUAUC